AUGAUUGUCAAAAGCAUCAUUCGGGGUCCCUGUGUGUUAUGGGACACUGGUGCCCAAGUUUCGGUCGUUUCUAAAGAUUUCAUUGAACGAAACUUUCCAUCAAUUGUUGUGCGUGACAUUUGCGAGUUAAUUGGUUCUGCGCCUUUAGACUUGAAGGCAGCAAAUGGUACAAAGUUGCCCUUCAGGGGGUGGGUCGAUCUUGAUUUUGAACUAAAAACUGGUAACACCACAACUCAUAAGCUUAAAGUACCAUUUCUAGUAUCUGAUUAUUCCAUUGAUCUACCAAUAAUUGGAUAUAACGUGAUUGAACAAAUUGUGACCGAGUCGAAGCAAGGUGGUACAUGCAAUUUGAACCCAUUAUUAUCAGCAAACCUCAACAAAGAAGCAAGUGCAAAUACGGAUGCAAUUAUUAACCUCAUUAUGUCGAUACAUGAAACGGAACAAAGCCUUUGCGUUGUCAAAACAAACAAAAAGAAAACUGUGAUCCCGGGUUCUCAAACAGUAGUUAUUUCUUGUCGUGCUAAUACGGGUUUUCUAGACAGUCAAACGCCUGUAUUGCUUGAACCGGAGAAUGAUCGUGUACCCUCGGGAUUAGACGUUGAGCAGACAGUGUUAACACUACGCGGUGGCAAAUCUAGUAACAUUGGUGUCCAAAUAACAAACACCACGAGGCAUGACAUCAUUUUACCGGGACGUUCCGUGAUUGGCAGAUUGAAUUUAGUCCGUUCUGUCACGCCAGUAGAUGUAAAGCAAUCACAACAGUCACAACAGUCUGUCACGCAUGUUAAUGAAGUCGGAUUCGCGAAUAGCAGUAGCGGAGAGAAAGUCACAGAAUUAAAGGGCUCAUUGUCUGAAAUCCGUAUUGGCGAUACUUUAACAGACAAACAGCUUUCGUUAGUUCACCAAAUGCUGACCGAAGAAUCAGAAUCGUUCUCUCAAAAUGACAAUGACAUUGGCCGCAUCGAUGACUUUCAAAUGAAUAUCAACUUGACUGAUACACAGCCGGUUCAGCGUAAUUAUACGAGGAUUCCUAGGCCGCUAUACGACGAAGUAAAGUCUUAUAUCGAGGAUCUCUUGAAUAAAGGAUGGAUAAAACCCUCUAGAUCAUCAUAUGCUUCACCUAUUGUUUGCGUGAGAAAAAAGGACGGCGAUUUACGUCUCUGCGUUGAUUUUCGUGAACUCAACAAGAAAACAUUCGCUGAUCGCCACCCAAUCCCUCGCGUGCAGGAUAUCCUUGACAAUCUAGGAGGCAACACAUGGUUUAGUAUGCUGGACCAAGGCAAGGCAUAUCACCAGGGCUUCAUAGCGCCUGAUUCUAGACACUUGACCGCAUUCGUGACGCCUUGGGGAUUAUGGGAAUGGGUUCGAGUCCCGUUCGGUUUGAAGAACGCUGUAGCCGAAUACCAGCGGUUUAUGGAGAAUAGCUUAAGUGGUUUAAGAGAUACUAUUUGCGUCCCGUAUAUAGAUGACGUUAUCGUAUAUAGUAAAACAUUCGAAGAACACAUAGAACACAUACGCGCUACUUUGCGUCGGUUGCGAGAAAGUGGAGUUAAACUAAAGGCUAGGAAAUGCAGACUGUUUCAACGAGAAGUCACGUGCCUUGGUAGAGUGGUAUCGGCGAACGGACAUCGCCCUGAUACUUCGAGCAUACAGGCUGUAUUGAAGUUGAAGCAAGACAAACCGGGUACCGUGGGAGAUGUACGCAAGCUACUUGGACUCCUCGGCUACCACCGUCAGUAUAUUCCCAACUUYUCUAAGAUAGCUAAGUGYUUAUUCACGCUUAUCCAGUCCGACGCAGGUAACGCUGGGAAGGGUAGUAUUCCAUCGACUGCUAAGAUAACCUGGACUGACGAACACCAGACUGCGCUUAAUCACCUUAUUGAUGCCUUGGUGACACCGCCUAACAAUCCGUUAACUUACGUGAACACUACAGCAAAACUCAACGCAACCGGACACAGAUGGCAAAACUCAACGCAACCGGACACAGAUGGGUUGCCGAACUGGCAGAUUUUAAUUUCACCAUCAAGUACCAGCCAGGACGUCUGA
Exaiptasia diaphana is the source of this 2046-nucleotide messenger RNA. RefSeq names its product retrovirus-related Pol polyprotein from transposon 412. NCBI's taxonomy places the organism in Eukaryota, Metazoa, Cnidaria, Anthozoa, Actiniaria, Aiptasiidae. The record is from RefSeq and is a predicted model, not a curated record. The transcript is spliced from 3 exons. The coding region runs from base 1 to 2046 and encodes 681 amino acids.